CAAAAGCAAUUCUGCAGUUGGGUAGUCAAGACAAUGGCUUCCUUCUCUGGUCUUGCACUCACUCUGCUCUCCGUUGUAGCUCUUCUCCUCGGCAAUUCCCAUGCUCAGCUCACCCCUAACUUCUACGAAGACUCCUGCCCCGACCUCCUCUCCAUAGUUCAGGCUCAGGUUGAGAUUGCCAUUAAGAACGAGAAGAGGAUGGGGGCAUCUCUGCUUCGUCUGUUCUUCCACGAUUGCUUUGUUAAUGGAUGCGAUGGCUCUGUUCUUCUUGAUGAUACCCCAGCUUUCGUUGGAGAGAAGAAUGCAGCCCCAAACGCAAACUCUGUCAGAGGGUUUGAGGUGAUUGAUGUCAUCAAGGCUGCAGUUGAGGAAGCCUGCCCUGGGGUCGUCUCCUGCGCUGACAUACUAGCCAUCAGUGCUAGAGACUCGGUUGUUCAGUUGGGAGGCCCUGAUUGGCAAGUGAAGCUUGGGAGAAGGGAUGCCAGGACAGCCAGUCAAGCUGCAGCAAAUAGCAGCAUCCCACCCCCCACAAGCAAUCUUAGUGAGCUCAUCUCUAGCUAUGCAGCACAAGGGCUCUCUGUGCAAGAUAUGGUUGCUCUAUCAGGGGCUCACACUAUUGGUAAAGCAAGGUGCACCACCUUCAGAAACCGCAUUUACGAAGAAGCCAACAUAGACAGCUUCUUUUCUAACACAAGGAAGCCAAACUGCCCGGGCACACCUGGCCAAGGAGACGACAAUUUGGCACCUCUUGACAUCCAAACUCCAACACGUUUUGACAACAGCUACUUCGUCAACCUGGUCGCCAGGAAAGGCCUCCUUCAUUCUGACCAAGCACUCUUCAAUGGCGGCUCCACGGAUACCAUUGUUCAGAACUACAGCCAAAACCCCGAUGCCUUCAUCCAAGACUUCAUCACAGCGAUGAUCAAGAUGGGAGACAUCAAGCCUCUUACUGGCUGCAGUGGAGAAAUCAGGACCAACUGCAGAAGGUUGAAUUAGGACGGGCUUGUUUUCUUUACUUCUUGGUCAGAAAGUUAGGAUUUGCUUCAAUGACGAAUAAUUUUGUACCAUGAUUUAGGGCGUGAUCGAUCCUUAAUGUGUUCUUUCUCAUUUUGCAGUUAACAAUUAGUAGGAAGUGUGGUUUAUUUUGUCUUCGUUUAAGGGAAAUAUCAUUUUCCCUUGUGUUGAAAGCUCCCCCAUGUUCAAAAUUUCAAAAAUUUCACUUCCCUGAUUAUGGAACAUGUGCUCUUACCAGACUUACCAGACU
Molecule: messenger RNA, 1264 nt
Organism: Nymphaea colorata (pocket water lily)
Lineage: Eukaryota; Viridiplantae; Streptophyta; Magnoliopsida; Nymphaeales; Nymphaeaceae
Product: peroxidase P7-like
Exons: 4
Coding region: 34-996 (320 amino acids)
Biological process (GO): hydrogen peroxide catabolic process; response to oxidative stress
Molecular function (GO): heme binding; peroxidase activity
Source: RefSeq, a predicted model, not a curated record